UAAUGAUUGGGGGUACGUCGACGUGUCAUAUGUUACUCACCGACAAAGAAGUGUUCGUGGACGGCAUCUGGGGACCAUAUUACGGUGCCAUGGUACCGGGCUUCUGGCUUCUAGAAGGCGGCCAAUCAGCCACGGGCAAACUGAUCGAUCAUGUAAUCAGCACUCAUCCUGCCGCCAAACAUUUGAACGUCACAGAUGACCUGAGAGCGGAAGACUACCUGAACGGGUUACUCGUGAAAAUGGCCGCUGACAAAGGUUUGGAUGCGAUCGAUAUGUUGACAGAAGACUUUCACGUAUAUCCUGACUUCCACGGAAACCGAUCCCCCAUAGCGGAUCUCACACUUAAAGGAAUGAUGGUCGGGUUGACGCUAUCCGUGGACCAAGAGAACUUGGCACUUAUUUAUCUGGCAACGAUACAGGCGCUGUGU
Diuraphis noxia (Russian wheat aphid) is the source of this 428-nucleotide messenger RNA. Its product is annotated as FGGY carbohydrate kinase domain-containing protein. Gene Ontology annotation, molecular function: D-ribulokinase activity. NCBI's taxonomy places the organism in Eukaryota, Metazoa, Arthropoda, Insecta, Hemiptera, Aphididae. Gene Ontology annotation, cellular component: cytoplasm. The record is from RefSeq and is a predicted model, not a curated record. Gene Ontology annotation, biological process: carbohydrate phosphorylation; pentose metabolic process.